Messenger RNA from Candidula unifasciata, 345 nucleotides. Lineage: Eukaryota; Metazoa; Mollusca; Gastropoda; Stylommatophora; Geomitridae. The record is from the annotation of a GenBank genome assembly.
AAUGUUCGAGUGGACAGUUUGGUGACAACUGCUCCAACGCCUGCCCUGACACGUGUGCUGACCAAUUGUGUGACCAGACAACGGGAGAGUGUGUUUCCUGCGUCAGCAAUCGUAUGGGGCCCUUUUGUAGAGAAUGUUCGAACGGAUUGUUUGGUGACAACUGCUCCAACGCCUGCCCUGACACAUGUGCUGACGAACUGUGUGACCAGACAACGAGAGAAUGUGUUUCCUGCGGCAGAAAUCGUAUGGGGCCCUUUUGUAGAGACUGUCAGACAGGAUGGCACGGUGAGAACUGCACGGACCAAUGCUCCAACCUGUGUGCUGACGGACUGUGUGAUCAAAUGA